AUGGAUGUCCCAAGGCCCGAUGGUCCAGAUACAGACAGAGGUACUAGAAUUCUCAUCGGGUGUUGGGUACUUACAGGACUUGUAUUUCUUGUCCUCGUAUUUCGAUACACGGUGAAGGCAUGGGCCGCAUGGUUUCUUCCGACGAUUUCGAAGCCUGAACGCAUCUGGGGUCCCGAAGACUUUUUUUUUGCACUUGGAUAUAGCUUUGAUGUUGCUCAUACUGCACUUGUUUGGAAAAGCCAUGAAUGGGGCCUAGGACGACAUUUCUUCUAUCUGACACCGAUCGAGAGAAAUCUUGCCAUGAAGUGGGAUUUCAUCUCUCAACCACUCGCGGUCGCUGCGUCAAUGUGGUCGAGGACUGGCGUGAUCCUGUUCUUAUACAGAUGCUUCGCGUCAAACAAGAAAAGCCUGCGAAUUAUUGUUAUUGUUUGUCUCGUUGUCCAGCUUGUUGCCAACCUGUUCACGAUUCUUCAAAUCUUCCUACAGUGCGGUCCUAAUCCUUAUCGACUCACCAAUAGAGCGGCCUACUUCCACUACAUGUGGGACCCAUUGCCGAGCGACGGCUCGGCAAUAUGUCAAGCUCCUACCGUGCAGGCAACGGUAGGAUAUGUCCAAGGAGCAUUGAAUUGUCUUGUCGACUUUGCCCUAACGUACUUGGCUGGUUUCGAGCUCUGGCAAUUCAUAUUCCGAGACAACCACAGCGGCGUGCGUCGUUCUCUUCUCUUGAGGUUCAAGAAGCUUGAUCCUCGUGUCCGUAACCAGCGGCUUUGGCAGACGGCGCUGUUGUGUGGGCCACUGCUCCUUUCCGGAGUUGCGUCGAUCGUGAAGACUUAUUUACUCUCAGCUCUGGGGAAUAGAUUAGAUUUCACGUGGAACAUCAUACCCUUCGUUCUCUGGGUCAAAAUUGAAAACUACUGCAUUCCAAUUGCGACCACGGCGCCCAUCAUACGCCUUUUCAUUCGAACCUUCAUUGACCAAAGAGGUGGCGCUGGUGACAAAGGAUAUGAAAUAAGCAGCACUAGCGGAGUACCAUCGAAACGUGGCCCUGCGGUUGAAUUGACAACACGGUCGAAGCUCGGAUCGCAUGUACAUCGUGAUGACCAUCCUUUCGUUCAUAUGCGAGAUGUUGAUGAGAUUAGUGAUCCUCCGCGGAUUGGGAGUGCGCAUGGUUCAGAGAAUGAGUUGGUUGGGUCCAACAUCUUGGUCAAGCAGGAAUACGAAGUGCGAGUUGAAGAGGAUAAGGGCCAGGUUAAGCACAUUAGGAAGCACUUCUAA
Molecule: messenger RNA, 1275 nt
Organism: Exophiala aquamarina CBS 119918
Lineage: Eukaryota; Fungi; Ascomycota; Eurotiomycetes; Chaetothyriales; Herpotrichiellaceae
Exons: 6
Coding region: 1-1275 (424 amino acids)
Source: RefSeq, a predicted model, not a curated record